AUGAAGGAGGGGUCGAGUCCUCGUAAAAGGGUGAUAUUCCUGAUCAGACUUCAUACAAAGAUUUCGAAACAACAUAAACUACACAUCGAAGCCGUGAACUUCUAUAAAGAUACAAUUAGUGCACAAAUUGAGUCUAUUCAACGUUAUGGAGAUGUUAAGAAAGAUAACGAAUCGGAUAAAAAUAGAAUAGUUCAUGCUGUAAUGAAUAUUCAUGGAACAAAAUUAAUGUGUUCAGAUGCAUGUGCAGAAAAAAAUUUAAUUAUAGGAAAUAAUUUUUCAUUGUCAUUGGAUUUUAAAAAUGUUGAAGAUAUGCAACGUACAUUUGAUGGAUUAUCUACAAAUGGAGGAAAAAUAACUAUGCCAAUACAAGAUACAUUUUGGAAUGCAACGUUUGGUAUGUGCACAGAUAAGUAUGGAGUGAACUGGAUGUUUAAUCAUAAUAAGCCAAAAUCAUAA
Didymodactylos carnosus is the source of this 456-nucleotide messenger RNA. The record is from the annotation of a GenBank genome assembly. Lineage: Eukaryota; Metazoa; Rotifera; Eurotatoria; Philodinida; Philodinidae.